Homo sapiens (human) is the source of this 5519-nucleotide messenger RNA. RefSeq names its product NUT family member 2D (gene NUTM2D). The transcript has 7 exons. The record is from RefSeq and is marked validated. NCBI's taxonomy places the organism in Eukaryota, Metazoa, Chordata, Mammalia, Primates, Hominidae. Bases 523 to 2196 code for a protein of 557 amino acids.
CGUAAGGCUGGCCUGCUGGUGUGGACAGAGAUUCCAGCAACAUGCAUGACCUGGGGGUACAAGGAUUGCUUCCUAAACAAUGAUAAGCACACAGCCACCUAAUAGUCUGGAUCGGCUGAGACCAUCCUGAUUUCAAACACCCAGUCCCCUUGCCUUCCUAAGAACCCCUGUGUUUCUCAGACUGAAAAUGUGUUUUGAACUUUGUUCACGAAGUGAGGCCGCUGUUGAAAUUCGUCAAGACUGGGAAAGAGCCAAAGUGGGAAGGAGCAUGGGUUGAUUGGCACAAAAGUAGGUCUGCUGAUAAAGAAUGGAAGUAAAGGGGCCAUCAGGUAGAAGCUUUUGCUGUGAGUCAGAAGGACAAUUUAAAAGUUGCCUAAAGAGGCACACGCCAUCUCUGCUGCUGCCUUCCAGUUGGAAGGGAAACUCAGGUUCUUGCCUAAUGGCCGAAGCCCUUCACAGAAUGUCCCCCACCCCUAACAGCUGCCCACUGCCCCUCCCCCUCUGCAGAAUGUCUGGGGUCCUAUGUUCCAGGAACCUGUUUACUUUCAAAUUUUCCUGUUUCAGUUGGACUCAGGAGCAUCUGGUGAGCCAGGUCACUCUCUGGGUCUUACCCUUGGCUUUUCUCAUUGUGGAAACUGCCAGACAGCGGUAGUCAGUGCCCAGCCUGAGGGGAUGGCUUCAAAUGGAGCAUACCCAGCGCUGGGACCGGGCGUGACCGCGAACCCUGGCACCUCCCUGUCUGUGUUCACGGCUCUGCCCUUCACCACACCCGCUCCCGGCCCAGCACACGGGCCGCUCCUUGUGACUGCAGGGGCUCCUCCAGGCGGCCCUCUGGUGCUGUCUAACUUCCCCAGCACACCUCUGGUGACAGAACAGGAUGGCUGCGGCCCGAGUGGGGCCGGGGCUUCCAACGUCUUUGUCCAGAUGAGGACAGAGGUGGGGCCUGUGAAGGCCGCUCAGGCGCAGACCUUGGUCUUAACUCAGACCCCCCUCGUCUGGCAGGCUCCAGGCGCCCUCUGCGGAGGUGUUGUGUGUCCACCUCCCCUACUCCUGGCAGCUGCUCCUGUGGUGCCUGUUAUGGCUGCCCAGGUGGUUGGGGGCACCCAGGCCUGUGAGGGAGGCUGGUCCCAGGGCCUUCCUCUUCCACCACCACCACCACCGGCUGCCCAGCUGCCCCCCAUUGUGUCCCAAGGGAAUGCUGGGCCAUGGCCACAAGGGGCUCACGGAGAGGGCAGCCUGGCUUCCUCCCAGGCCAAGGCCCCGCCAGAUGACUCCUGUAACCCCAGGAGUGUCUAUGAGAACUUCCGACUCUGGCAGCACUACAAGCCCCUGGCCCGGAGGCACCUUCCCCAGAGUCCUGACACCGAAGCGCUUUCGUGCUUCCUCAUCCCAGUUCUCCGAUCCCUGGCCCGGCGGAAGCCCACCAUGACCCUGGAGGAGGGACUGUGGCGGGCCAUGCGGGAAUGGCAGCACACGAGCAACUUUGACCGGAUGAUCUUCUACGAGAUGGCGGAAAAGUUCCUGGAGUUUGAGGCUGAGGAGGAGAUGCAGAUUCAGAAAUCGCAAUGGAUGAAGGGGCCCCAGUGCCUGCCUCCUCCAGCCACACCGAGGCUUGAACCUCGAGGACCCCCGGCCCCUGAGGUGGUCAAGCAGCCAGUGUACCUUCCCAGCAAGGCCGGCCCCAAGGCCCCGACUGCCUGCCUGCCACCACCCAGGCCCCAGAGGCCAGUGACCAAGGCCCGCCGGCCACCACCCCGGCCCCACCGGCGAGCAGAGACCAAGGCCCGCCUGCCACCACCCAGGCCCCAGAGACCAGCAGAGACCAAGGUCCCUGAGGAGAUCCCCCCAGAAGUGGUGCAGGAGUAUGUGGACAUCAUGGAGGAGCUGCUGGGGCCUUCUCUCGGGGCCACGGGGGAGCCCGAGAAACAACGGGAAGAGGGCGAAGUGAAGCAGCCACAGGAAGAGGACUGGACGCCCCCAGACCCGGGCCUCCUGAGCUACACUGACAAGCUGUGUUCCCAGAAAGACUUCGUCACCAAGGUGGAGGCCGUCAUUCAUCCCCAAUUCCUGGAAGAAUUGCUUUCCCCAGAUCCACAGAUGGAUUUCUUGGCCCUAAGCCAGGAGCUGGAGCAGGAGGAAGGACUCACCCUUGCCCAGGGAGCCCCUUCAGAUGCUCCAGGGACUGACAGAUGCUGAGGAAGCCCUGAUCCCUCCCACCACCCACUCACAAGGCCCUGCCUGCUUUAGGGAGGCUUCUUGGGGCCCCCUCAUCGUUAUCAGCAUCCCUGGAAAAUCCUGGGAUUGGAGAGAGCUGGCUGGCUCUUGUUCUGCUCGGUGGGAGCUGAGGAGAAGGCAGCCGCCUGCAACAUGGACAUGGGGAGAGGAGGCUGCUCCUGCUUAACCCUCAUCAGGAAGAGCGCGGGCACUGGGCUGAGGGGAGACGUUGAGGUGACCAUCCACACAGGUGUGUUUGGGAUACGAUGAUGGGUGGGGAGCAGGGGAAGUCCUUCUGCCUGUUUCUGGGCAGGAGAGAGUCUUGUCCAACUAGCUAAAGCAGAUGCUCCUUGCUGUGGCCACAGGGACUGGCCUCGGGGCCCUCAAGGUCCUGCAUGGAGCCCCCCACAGCUAUGAUUCCCUUCCCAUAUGAUGACUGAACUCAUGUGGAAUUGAUGUAGACACAGAUUUACAUUGGUUUCUAAAACAGUUCCCUCCCAACACACCAUCACCAAUGGGAACAAGCAUGUCCAGUCCAUCAGGCGCAGGGUGGGGGUUUCUGCUGGUUCCAGGGCCCGGAGGAGCUGGGGCCCAGGCCAAGAGGGGCCGAGGGUCAGCCGCCCUUCUGCCAGGCACAGACCCCAAGGGCAGAGCAGGGGCUGCCUGGGAUGUGGCAUUGGCUGUCUGGGAAGUGCCCUGGGAGUUGGGGGCUAGGUGUUCGCCAAAGGGAGACUUCCAGAGUCUAUGAGUGAGAUGAGGACUGCAUCAGGAGAGGGACCGAGGCUGGGGAGGAUGCUCUGCUCUUUCCCAGGUUGUCCUGUCUUCCCAAUCUCUGCUGAACUGCCCUCACCCCAUGGGCCAACUCUGCCCCCCUUACCCCUAACCCACCUCUUAGAAUCUCAGAUCCCAGCGUGGACAGGACCCGGCACCCACCCUGGUUCCCUCCUGGCCAACACCUUCUUCUCCACGGUCUGAGUUCUGAUUCCUCCCCCAGGGCGCUUAUUGGCUCAGGACCCCUGUGACUGCCAGGGCACUGGUCCCAGCACUGCCUGCGUGCAGAGCUGUGGUCACGGCCCUGGGGGCUGGCCCAGCAGCAGAGGCUGGUGGGGCAAAGCUGUCUGGUACACGGUGGCCUGGCCCCUCGGCCAAGUGACAAAGGGAGCCAUGUUUGGGUCCUCUCUGGCCCCAUCUGCCCACAGAACACAGCAGUCAGCCUGACAGAUGCCCCUCUGCCCCGUCCCUUCUGCUCGAUGUGGGCAGUGUCGGAGGCCUGCUGUCUUCUGUGGCCUUUGGGAAGGAGAGUUUAUCUUGGCAGGGCUUCCCCAGCUCAGUGCACGUCAGGCCCUCGGGGAAAAUGUGGGGAGCGAAGAGUCACUGGUGGGUGAUGUGGGCAGCUCCCGUGACUCCUCUACAUUCACGGCCAUCCUCAGGAGAUAAGGUAGCACUGCCCCUUUGCAGGGUUUAGGAAUGUUAAGUGAGCCGUGUUUGAAGGGAACAUGGUCCAUACUCUGGCGUGUGUGGGUGCCCAGCCAACUUCCUCACCUAAGGGUGAAAGUGACACCUUGGGGCUCCUGCUGGUUACCCCACUGGCUGUUGUCUAUCCCACUGUCCCUGUCCUUGUCUUGGCUGAGCCAUUCCUAGGAAGCAGAACUUGUGCUUCCUCCACCUCUGUGUCCCACCUGAGCCCUACAAUCUGCCCCUAAAUGGGCACAGUGGGGCUGACUGGGGGGCUCUGGUAGACUGAACAUACGUCCCCCGCCCAGUUCCUGUGCUGAAGCCCUAACCCCCAACGUGAUGGUAUUUGGAAAUGGGGCCUUUGGGAGUUAUUCAGGGUUAGAAGAGACCAUGAGGGUGGGGCCCUAAUGAUGGGAUUAGGGCCCUGGUAAGAAGCAGAGACCCCAGAGCUCUCUCUCUCCCUGACACGAGGACACACUGAGAAGGCGGCCAUCUGCAAGCCAGAGAGAGAGCCCUCACCAGAACCUUGCCCACUGGGAUGCUAACCUCGGACUUCCAGCCUCCAGACUGUGACAAAUACAUUUCUUUUUUUAAUAUGUGCCACCACCCCCAAGUCUAUGGCCCUUUGUCCGAGCAGCCCUAUGUGACUAGGACAAAGUCCAUAAUCUCAAGAACUUCCUUCAUGACUGGUAUCUGGAAACCGUGCAUCAGAGCCACGGGAAAGAAAGGCUCAGCCCUUUACAACUGUCAGCACACCUCCACCCCAAGUGCAGUGUAUCACACAUGAACCAGGAGAGCCUGGGACACAGUGAAAAGGAAUCUGUAAAUACCCAUGAUGUCAUCGCAUCCACACUUGGGGAAGCCAUGCAGCUUGCUCACAGCAGGUGCUGGGGGUGUGCUGAGGCUCUUGGUCGGCUUGGCCUCCCUGCUCACACACCCAGGUCACUCUCUGGGAACCAGUGCGGCUGGGGUGGCCCCUGGCAGGUUUGCCUCCAGAGACCCCUCCCUUCACCAUUGGAUGACAGAUCCCCGAAGAAGCCAUAGCCUCCUGGGAAACUCCAUCUGACAACGUGAGCAAGGCUUGCCCCCGUUAGUGAACAUGCUGUGCUUUCUGACAGCUAUGAGGAUGGACUUGAUCCAGGUGGCUGCCCUUUUGUAGCUCACUUUGAUUCUAACUUCAGCGUUGCAUGAUGCCCUAUGAAUGGAAUAUACAAUGUGUGUCUUUCACAUCUGUCUUCUUUCACUUAGAAUAAUAUUUCCAAUGGCAUCUACAUUUUUAGUAUGUAUCAUUACAUCAAACCUUUUUGUUGCUGAAUAAUAUUCCAUUAAUGGAUAUACUAAAAUUUAUCCAUUUAUCAGUUAAGAACGUUUGGGUUUUUUUCACUUUUUGGCUAUUGUGAAUAACACUUCUAAGAACAUUUGUGUACAAGGUUUCCUGGGGAUGUAUGUUUCCAUUUCUCAUGGCUACAUACCUAAGAGUGAAAUUGGUGGACCAUAUGGAAACUCUGUGUUUAACCAUUUCAGAAGGUGCCAGACUGUUCCCAGUGUACAUGAACCAUUUUAUAUACCCACUAGCUGUGUGAGGGUCCCAGCGUCUCUCCAUAUUCGAGCCAACAUUUAUUAUCAACUCUCUUUUUGAUAAAGUCAUCCUAGUGGUUCUGAAGUUGCAUCUCAUCGUAGUUUGCAUUUGUGUUUCUCUGAUGUUGAACCUCUUUCACGUACCUAUUCGCCACUUGUAUAUCUUCUUUGGAGCAAUGUGUACUCAACAUUUAGUAAUUUUUAACUGGUUUGUGUUUUGUCAUUGAGUUAUAAGAAUUCUUUAUAUAUUCCAGAUAAAAAUGCUUUACAAG